CUCCAAUCCACGUUUUUGAGUAAUCCAGUCCAUGUUUGUCGAAAUUCCUACCACUAUCGCAGCUGACUGGCAGCUCUUGUUUACUGGCCAGAGACACUAAAGAGAGAGACGGAGAGAAAAAAAAAGAAAAGAAACUUAAAAGUUUUUUUUCCUUUUCGUUAAAUCUCACGGUUUAAGCCUAACUUAUUCUGUAGACUUGCUUUUGAAAUAAUUAUCUAUAUUAUUCGUGGCUACGGGGUCGUUCUCGGAAAAAUAAAAAGUCUGUCAAGUAGACAAGAAGGAUUAAACACUGGAGUUUUCCACAGUUCGGGAGCUUUAUGCGGCCUGAUGACAUUACUAGUAGUAGUAGUAGUAUUUGCGAAUUGGUCUGAUUUUGGUUUGAAACACAGUACCGUCGUAAUUCCUAACUGUCUGCGUACUUCUGGCAUUCUUCAUUUCCAGAGCAAUACUUAAAGAAAGCUAUUUAGAAAGGGAAAUGUUUCGUUUAAGAAGACCAGCAGAGAGUGGACAUCGGGGAUUUUUUUCCUAGAAUUUCACUUGAAAUCAGAAACGGGGUUUUGCGUGUUUUUUUUUUCCUAAUAAUUUCUAAAGCAGUUAUUUCCUGCAAUAAAUGAAAAGGAAAAAAAGUUGACAGAACAUCUCUACAAGAGACACAUGUUGAAGUAGAACUUGUUUUGAAGUGCUACUUACCUGGGAGGAGGGACGGCUGUAAUUUUUUUUUAAUCCUGCAGGAAGCAGUGAAUUAGAUAUUGAAAACAAAAACAGGUGCUAAGAUCUGUGUGUGUAUUUAUUUUUUUUAACAAACGCAAUAUAGUUUUAAAACUAUUUCUGCGAGAACUUGAAUUCUUAACAGAAGAUUUUAUGUUACCCCUUUAUUGGGCCUCACAGAAGGUGGUUCGAGGCCGUUUUUCAACCUUGUAUCUUCAGACUGGCAAAUAAGAUGUGGAUAUAAACACCACAAAAGUUUUUUCCCCCAAGGUUGUUUACAUUCGGGAUUAUCGAGCUGUUUUUUUCCCUAAAGAAAAGGCAUCAUCAAGAUAAUUAUCCAUUGGAAAAGAGGGAUAUCUUUCCUUGCUGCUAUUGGGAGUAUAUGUGCAAACUGAUUCUGUUUUGGUCGAGAGAAUGGGUUAUAGUAUACGGAUUCUAAUUUUAAUAGUCUUUGGUUUCUUUAUUGGAUAUUGCCUUGCACCUGUAAAUGGAGAAAUUUGCAAGGACAUGGAUAUCCGAAACAAUGUCACAAAUCUGCAAAUCUUGGAGAACUGUACUGUAAUAGAAGGCCGACUGCAGAUCUUACUGAUGUUUAAGACAAAACCUGAAGAUUUCCGCAAAGUUAGUUUUCCAAAACUUGUUAUGAUUACUGACUAUCUGCUGCUUUUCCGAGUCUAUGGUCUGGAGAGCUUGCGGGAUUUGUUUCCAAAUCUGACUGUGAUACGGGGCACGCGCCUUUUCUUCAACUAUGCUCUUGUCAUAUUUGAGAUGGUUCACCUGAAAGAGAUUGGACUGUAUAACUUGAUGAACAUUACCCGGGGUGCAGUACGAAUUGAAAAAAAUGCUGAACUGUGUUACGUGUCCACAGUUGACUGGUCCAAGAUUCUUGAUUCUAUGGAAGAUAACUAUAUUGUGGCAAAUAAAGAUGAUAAGGAAGAAUGUGGAGAUAUCUGUUCAAGGUUAGAACAGAAGAGUCCGUGUCAGUCUACUGUCCUGAAUGCUGUGUUCAGUGAACGCUGUUGGUCGCAAGACAGAUGCCAGAGAAUCUGUCCAAAUAUAUGCAAAGGCCGAAGUUGUACGCCAGACCUCAAAUGUUGCCACACAGAGUGUCUUGGAAGCUGCUAUGAACCUGAGAAUCCUCAGAAGUGUGUAGCCUGUCGUCACUUCUUGGAUAGUGAUGGUGUCACAUGUGUGGAAACCUGUCCAAAGGGACUUCUCAAGUUUGCAGGAUGGCGCUGUGUGACAUUUGAUUUUUGUCAGGAUCUCCAUAACAAGUGUAAAAAUCAAGAGGGUAGCUGCCACCAAUAUGUCAUUCAUAACAACGAAUGUGUUCCUGAGUGUCCUUCUGGUUACACUACUAACUCCAGCAAUCUUCAUUGUUCUCCGUGUGCUGGCCCCUGUCCCAAAGUCUGCAAUGUGGGUGGUAAAAAGGCAGUUGAUUCUGUGAAUUCUGCACAAGAGCUCCGUGGAUGCACAGUCAUAAAUGGUAGUUUAGUUAUCAAUAUACGUGGUGGAAAUAACAUAGCUGCAGAGCUGGAAGCAAACCUUGGUCUUAUUGAAGAAAUCACUGGCUUCCUGAACAUUCGCCGCUCCUAUGCUUUAGUGUCAUUAUCUUUUUUCCGUAAACUGAGACUGAUAAGAGGGCAGACCCUCGAAGGAGACAAUUUUGCAUUCUAUGCACUGGACAACCAGAAUCUGAGGCAGCUGUGGGACUGGAACAAACACAACUUGACAAUUAAACAAGGGAGGCUCUUCUUUCAUUAUAACCCUAAACUCUGCUUGGCAGAGAUUCACAAGAUGGAAGAAGUAACUGGAGCAAAGGGACGUCAAGAAAGAAAUGAUAUAGCUUUAAAGACCAAUGGUGACCAGGCCUCAUGUGAAGACCAGCAAUUGAAGUUCACCGUGAUUAAGAUGGGUUCUGACAAAGCAGUGCUGAAAUGGGAACCGUUUUGGCCUCCAGAUUUUCGUGAUCUCCUAGGCUUCAUGGUUUUCUACAAGGAAGCUCCCUACAGAAAUGUGACAGAGUUUGAUGGGCAAGAUGCUUGUGGAUCCAAUAGCUGGACGGUGUUGGAUGUUGAACCACCUAAUCGCUCAGGUGAUGCAAAAAAUGCAGUACCUGGAACACUUCUUCGAGGACUCAAACCUUGGACUCAGUAUGCGGUCUUUGUUAAAACCCUUCUCACUUUUUCUGAAGAUAGGAAGGCUUAUGGUGCAAAGAGUGACAUCAUCUAUAUCCGUACUAAUGCUGGCACUCCUUCAGUUCCUAAUGAUGCUGUAUCAGUAUCCAAUUCAUCAUCCCAAAUCAUCUUGAAGUGGAAACCACCAUCAGAGCCAAAUGGCAACAUCACACAUUAUCUGGUAUACUGGCAACAGCAGUCAGAGGACAACGAGCUGUAUGCACGUGACUACUGCCUAAAAGGCAUGAAAGUGCCAGUACGGCCACAUUCUCCUGCAGAACCUGAGGAUGGAAAUAAACAAAAUCAAACAGAUCAGCAAGAUAGCGGUGGAAACUGUUGUGCAUGUCCAAAAACUGACUCUCAGAUACAGAAGGAGUUAGAGGAAUCUGCUUUUCGGAAAACAUUUGAAAAUUACCUCCAUAAUGAGGUGUUUAUGCCUAGACCCUCUCGAAGACGUCGACAGGUUGGAAGUGUGGCCAAUAGCACCUUUGUAGAAUCCAGUACUGCUCCUCAUUUGACAGGAAAUGGAUCUUCCACUGAGAGCACAGAAAAGAACUACCAACAGCACCAUGAGAAGGUUAAUCAUAAAGAAUCCCUUGUUAUCUCAAACCUUCGCCAUUUUACAGCUUACAGGAUUGAAAUCCAUGCGUGCAACCAUGACCAUGACUAUGAGGUAGUGAGGUGUAGCAUGGCCACCUAUGUUAGUGCAAGAACAAUGCCUGAAGCUAAAGCUGAUAACAUUAUUAAGCCCAUCAUGUCUCAAGUGAUGGAUAAUGUUGCUCAUCUGGAAUGGCAUGAACCAGAAAAUCCAAAUGGACUGAUUAUUCAUUAUGAUGUUCAUUAUCGACGACUUUCGGACAGUGAGGAUCUUACAGUCUGUGUGUCACGCAAGCAAUAUGAGAUGGACCAUGGUUGUAAACUGAGAGGCUUGCAGUCUGGGAACUAUACUGUAAGAGUUCGAGCCACAUCAUUAGCUGGAAAUGGUUCGUGGACUGAGCCCUCACAUUUUUCUGUACCUGCAGCGGAUCCACCGACCGGUUUUGCACCAGUUAUUAUUGCUUCUAUAAUAAUAUGCGCCAUAUUUGCAUUUGUUGUCAUACUGAUUGCUGUGUUAGUGGUGAAAAAGAGGCAGACAGAAGGACCAACUGGGCCACUGUAUGCUUCCUCUAACCCAGAAUACCUCAGUGCUAAUGAUAUGUAUGUCCCAGAUGAUUGGGAGGUGUCGAGAGAAAAGAUCAGUCUGCUUCGAGAGCUGGGUCAGGGGUCGUUUGGUAUGGUGUAUGAAGGAAUUGCUAAGGAUAUCGUAAAAGGAGAACCAGACACUCGAGUAGCAGUUAAGACUGUUAAUGAAUCAGCCAGCCUAAGGGAACGUAUAGAGUUUUUAAAUGAAGCUUCUGUAAUGAAGGCUUUCUCUUGUCAUCAUGUGGUACGACUGCUGGGAGUAGUUUCAAAAGGACAACCAACCUUGGUUGUUAUGGAAUUAAUGACUCACGGUGACCUGAAAAGUUAUCUGCGUUCUUUGCGACCAGAUGCUGAGAAUAACCCAGGACGGCCUCCUCCUAGUCUUCAGGAGAUGAUUCAGAUGGCAUCUGAAAUAGCAGAUGGUAUGGCAUACUUAAAUGCAAAGAAGUUCGUUCACAGAGAUCUUGCAGCUCGUAACUGCAUGGUUGCUGAGGAUUUGACAGUGAAGAUUGGAGAUUUUGGCAUGACAAGAGACAUCUAUGAAACAGACUAUUAUCGUAAAGGAGGUAAAGGUCUUCUUCCUGUCCGAUGGAUGGCACCUGAAUCUUUAAAGGAUGGUGUUUUUACUACAUUUUCUGAUGUGUGGUCGUUUGGAGUGGUCCUGUGGGAAAUCAGCACCUUGGCAGAACAACCUUAUCAGGGCCAGUCUAAUGAGCAAGUGUUAAAAUUUGUUGUUGAUGGAGGGUGCCUGGAGCAACCAGAGACCUGUCCAGAAAAACUACACAACCUGAUGCAAAUGUGCUGGCAGUAUAAUCCAAAAAUGCGUCCAUCAUUCAUAGAAAUUAUCGAAAUGCUAAAAGAUGAACUUCAUCCGAGUUUUAGAGAGGUCUCAUUCUUCUACAGUGAAGAAAACAAGCCUCCAGAGAUUGAUGAAUUUGACAUGGACUUCGAAAACAUGGAAAGCAUUCCUCUGGAUCCUUCAUAUUCUCAACGGGAUGAUCUGCGUAAGGAUAAUGGGCCAUCUUUGGGCCUGCGUGGGAACUAUGAAGAGCAUAUACCAUAUAACCACAUGAAUGGUGGGAAGAAAAACGGCCGCAUCAUAUCCUUACCGAGGUCCAGUCCUUCCUAACAUUACCUGUAGUCUUUUGUGCCAUUUUUUUUUUUUUUUUGUCAGACCCUCCAGAAUCUCAGGACAGUUCAUCACUGCUGCCACAGUGUGAGACACAACAGAAUACAGACUGCGUAUUCAUACUUUUUGUAAUCAUCUUUUUGAAUUCUGUUGCCAAGUUAACUGGCUUUUGUUGGUGGACUUAACUGUGAACCGAAGUGGAAAAAAUAAGUUUCCAUGGCUGCUGUCUCCUUUUCUUUUUGUAACGAUGCUUUCAUAGUAGGAAGUGGCCUUCUUAAGUCUGUAGCCUCAAGAUAAAAUAUGCCAACUUGUACAAGAAGAAAAAAUGGGGGACUCUACAGCAAAAGAAUCAUAAUUUCUAAAAUGCAGGAAAAAGACUGUUUUCAUUAGAAUUCCAAACUUCACAGAUCUGGCAUCAGAAUUUUUUUUCUUUAUUUUUGCAUUAUGACUGAAGGAAUUUUAACAGAACAUUGAUUGGACAACAGUUCCUUAGACUGACCAAUAGCUGCUGCUUUUAUAUUUUGUGGGUAUAAAAACUUGUAUAAAAAUAUAAAUAUACAAAUGUGUGAUUAUAUGUGCUUGUGUACAUAUGUAUGUAUAUAUGUGUGUGUAUAUAUAAAAUGUCUUCACACACAUAUAUUUGCAUAUAUCAGUGACAUUUUGUACAUAAUGUUCUAUGGUUUUUAUCAAAUAUGCUUUGAAAGUCUAUCCUUGGGAGUUUGUAAGGUUUUAUUGAAAUGGGAUAAUAUUCUCCAUAAACAGACUUAAUUAUUUUUGUAUUUAACAGACUGCCGUUAGUAGUCCUCUUAUCAUUGUAGGGGAUGUCCGUGUUGAGAGCCAAAGGUUUGGGGUAACACUCAGGGUUUUAGAUCUGGCUUUAAGACCAAACAGAAUUAAAAACAAAAGUAACUUGUGCACAGGACAUAUAUAUGUGAAUUGGUUACUUUGCAUAGGUUAAUCUUGAAAGUGAUAACACAUUUGGCAUAAUUUAUGGUUAUUGUUGCAGGCAUUCAGUAUUUAUAACUUGGCAAAGAGUAGCAUUUUAACAUUUUGAAGAUAUUUUGGUCAUCAUAAAUGCAGAAACCCAAUUCUGUUUGGUCUUAAAAAGGGGCCUUGAUGAUUUAAGAAUGUAGCAACUAUAACUGAUCACUGUAACAAGUCAAAAGCACAUGUUUUUAUUUGCUGACUGUAUGGGUUUAGGUUUAGUAAUAAAUAGGCCUCACCAGCUAAAACUCUUAUGACCUAAGUAGCUGUAUCCUACUUGGGCUUGUUACAGGUUGGCAUCACUGCCCUGGUAUUCUCCUGCUCACUCUGUGCAUUAAGAGAGUAAGUCACUGGGUUAGCUUUUUUUUGAAUAUACCUUCCAACAAACUAUGUGAUCGCAAGGCUCCUUUCUAUACAUUUAAAUGCCAAUAAGGUGAUGUAGAUGUUUAAGAAAAGCAAUGGGUUAACCCAUGAGAUCAGGUUUGUUAAAAUUAAAUACAUUACUGCUGGACUUGCCAUUUAUUUUGCCAUGGUCUGCAUAAUCCAGUGAGUAUACUAAUAUGUUUUUCACAUAAAAAGUUACAUUAAUUUAUCAGUGAAUUUGCCAAAGGGACAUUGUCAUCCCAGAAAGCCUGAAUGUAACAAGCACAAUUCUUUUGGUCCAACAGAAGGUGUCCCAAAUUUUGUGAAUUACAUUUUCCAAGGACUAGCAUUGCUGCCAGUGUUUGUCCUGCAUUGUUAUGUUUUUGAAAUAUAUAAGUUAAUUUCAUAAACUUGAUUAAUAGCUAUCUGUAAUCAAAUGUCUGACUAGUAGGUGAGUGCAGCUCUUAUUUCUCACAAGAUACAGCACAGAAGAGUAUGGUAUGGGGGCAAUUCAUAAUUCUUACUUCACGUCAAUUUCUGAUGCUGUUUGAGGGAUUUAAUUUUUUCUUCACAACAGCAAAGAAAAAUCUGUCCAUUAUCAAAAUUUGAUCCUUAGUGCUGCAUACGAUUUAUGAUUUCUGUUUGGCAUUGCAUAUUGUGCUGUAAAAUCCAUUUUAUUUUAUGCAUUUUCUUUUUAGCAUCCUUAAAACAACUUCUAGCAAGAAUGUUAAUGUAUUUUGUAUGUCCUUUGUGUAGUGCUGUGUGUCUCUAGCCCUAGUCACUUUUUGUGUUGUCCACUGUGCUUAUGUUUUGCCAUUGCUGCUACUGUAUGUUAUUAGUAAAAUCUUGAUUGUUUUUUGUA
Messenger RNA from Protopterus annectens (West African lungfish), 7405 nucleotides. RefSeq names its product insulin receptor (gene INSR). Gene Ontology annotation, biological process: positive regulation of kinase activity; glucose homeostasis; cell surface receptor protein tyrosine kinase signaling pathway. Gene Ontology annotation, molecular function: ATP binding; phosphatidylinositol 3-kinase binding; insulin receptor activity. The record is from RefSeq and is a predicted model, not a curated record. Gene Ontology annotation, cellular component: membrane; axon; insulin receptor complex. Bases 1123 to 5196 code for a protein of 1357 amino acids. Lineage: Eukaryota; Metazoa; Chordata; Ceratodontiformes; Protopteridae. The transcript has 21 exons.